Molecule: messenger RNA, 1472 nt
Organism: Schistocerca piceifrons (Central American locust)
Lineage: Eukaryota; Metazoa; Arthropoda; Insecta; Orthoptera; Acrididae
Product: dnaJ homolog subfamily C member 28
Exons: 6
Coding region: 167-1306 (379 amino acids)
Source: RefSeq, a predicted model, not a curated record
AAAGAAACUGUAAAAUUAUGUAAAAAUCUGAUAUAGCAAAGUUUAAUUCAAUUACGUUGCAAAAUAAUAAGAUAAAAUUUGAUGGUCGCAGCCUACUUCAGGCAGCGGUAUAUCGUUGGCAGUAAACCCUUGACGUUUUGUUGUCCACAACAAAAAACCAAAACAAAUGGCAACGCAACAAACAUGCUGCACAACGCUUUACAGGAAAAAUAUACAACUGUUUACUUCAAAAUGUAGAAAUAUUCCAACGCGUAACAUUUUAUUGAAGAACUAUUCUGGCGGUAGGAAGACAGAUUAUUCGGCGUAUUACCAUGUACUUGGGCUGGAGAAUGGCUGUGAUCAAGAAAAAGUUCGUACGUCUUUCCUUGAACUCGUCAAACGGUAUCAUCCAGACAGUGGUUCUCCAGAGGCAGACUCUGAGAAGUUUCACCAGAUAGAAAGGGCUUACAGAGAGUUACAAAAUAAAUUUGCAGCAGACCGUUGGAAUUCUGAAAAAGGAGCUUGUGAAUAUGGCUUGUAUUAUGAAGAAAACAAACAAGAAUUUGACAUAAGACACACUGCCCCACAACAUAGACAGUACCUGAGCUAUUAUGGCAUUGGUUCUGGAACUCCUCAGCAAAGACAGAAACAGUACCAGAAGUACAGAGCCAUGACUGCUAUUGAAAAUGUCUAUAACCACCGAAUUUCCAAACUGACAAUUAAUGAGUCAACACUGGUAACAAAAGAUAAACAAGCAGCAAAGAAAAUAAAAGUACGCUCAGAGAUGGAACGCCUUGUUGAAGAUUUAAUUCAAGAGUCAAUUGCCAGGGGAGAUUUUGAUAAUCUUUCAGGAUCUGGGAAGCCUCUGCCUCAUCAGAACACAAACCCCUAUGUUGAUUUCGUUACACACAAAAUGAAUCAGGUAAUGAUAGAUAAUGGCUAUGUGCCAGAAUGGAUUACACUACAAAAGGAAAUUAAAAUUGAUGCCGCAGAAAUUCGCAGCAAACUUUCAGAAGUACGAUCAACUCUUGGAACAGAACCACUUACAACUGAUGAAGUACGUGUGUGGAAACAGGCAGUCUGUGAUCAGGAGCAGAGUGUCAAAAGAUUAAAUAAGAAAAUUAAUGAUUAUAAUCUUCAGGUCCCUUUACUAGAGAAACAGAAACUCUUGUUCCAAAUAAAUUUGGAAGCUGAGAAAAUAUUAAAGAAUGGUAAAACCAAAUUUGAUGUUGUUAAUAAAAGCUCUGGUGCCAGUGAGGAUAAAUAUCAACAUAAUAAUUCAUCAGUUCUCAAUAUAUUUGACUAUUUGUUUGCAGGCAAAGUAUGAAGUUCAGUUAUGUUUGUCGUUGCUGUCCCCAUACAAAGAGAACAUGUAAACACACUUAUGUGAUGUGUAAUGUGAUAUUAUGAUUACAUAAAGUUAAAUGAUGUCAAAUAUUUAUUUUUGUAGUAAAACUAAUAAUUUUCAAAUAAAUUACGAUUAAGACAAUGUA